UCAGGUUUGCAGGUCAUUUUCCCCGAGUACCUGCAGGAGAAGUUUGUCCAGUCGGCACUCAGCUACAUCAUGUGCAACGGAGAGGGAGAAUACAUCUGCCAGAACAGUCAGUGCAUUUGUCAGUGUGCCGAUGAGUUCCCACAAUGCAACUGUCCCACCACUGACCUCCAGAUCAUGGAGAACACGCUCAUCGGCAUGGCGGAGACUUGGGAAGCAUCUUACAGCGACUUUGAGAACUCAGAUGAGUUUAAGUCGUUUCUGAAACGUCUGCCCGCGACACACUUUCUGCCGGUGAGCAGCGUGCACCUGCUGUGGGGCAGCGACUGGGACCUUCAGAACCGCUAUCGGCUCUUGCAGAGUUCACUGGAGGCCCAGAGACUGAAGAUCCAGCGCACGGCCCGGAAACUCUUCGGUCUGAGCAUUCGCUGCCACCACAACCCCAACCACCAGAUGCCCAGAGAGAGAUCGGUGCUACAGUGGCUGAACCGUGUGCAGUCGUUCCUCUACUGCAACGAGAACGGCUUCUGGGGAGCCUUCCUGGAGAGCCAGCGCAUGUGCGUGUGCCACACGGGGGCCACCCUUUGCCAGCGGCCCAUCCCUUGCGUGAUCGGCGGCAACAACAGUUGUGCCAUGUGCAGCCUGGCCAACAUCUCGCAAUGUGGCUCCUGCAACAAGGGCUACAAGCUGUACCGCGGACGCUGCGAGCCGCAGAACGUGGACUCGGAGCGCAGCGAGCAGUUCAUCAGCUUCGAGACAGACCUGGACUUCCAGGACCUGGAGCUCAAGUACCUGCUGCAGAAGAUGGACUCACGGCUGCACAUCCACACGACCUUCAUCAGCAACGAGGUGCGCCUGGAGACCUUCUUCGACCCACGGUGGCGCAAGCGGAUGUCGCUGACGCUCAAGAGCAACAAGAACCGCAUGGACUACCUGCACAUGAUCGUAGGCCUGUCCAUGAAGAUCUGCCAGAUGCGCAACAGCAGUGUGGACCCCAUGUUCUUCGUUUAUGUGAACCCGUUCAGCGGAAGCCACUCGGAGGGUUGGAGCAUGCCGUUCGGCGAGCACGGAUACCCGCGCUGGGAGAAGGUGCGACUGCAGAACUCGCAGUGCUUUAACUGGACCCUGCUGUUGGGAAACCGCUGGAAGACCUUCUUCGAGACUGUGCACAUCUACCUGCGAAGCCGCACUAAGGUGCCCACCGUCCUGCGGAACGACACGGGCCAGGGCCCAGUGGACUUAUCCGAUCCCAACAAGCGGCAGAUCUACAUCAAGAUCUCCGAUAUCCAAGUGUUCGGCUACAGCCUGCGAUUCAACGCUGACCUGCUGAGGAGCGCCGUGCAGCAGGUCAAUCAGUCGUACACGCAGGGGAACCAGUUCUACUCGUCCUCGUCCAUCAUGCUCCUGCUGCUGGACAUACGGGAGAGAAUUAACCGUCUGGCCCCUCCAGUGGCCCCUGGGAAGCCCCAGCUGGACCUGUUCUCCUGUAUGCUGAAACAUCGACUCAAGCUCAACAACAGCGAGAUGAUUCGCGUGAAUCAUGCCUUGGACAUGUACAACACAGAAAUCUUGAAACAAUCAGACCAUCUGACUACCAAACUCUGCUGAAAACACAAUUCGAACAAAUAAAACAUUGUAUUGAGAACAACAAAAUAAGAAAGAAUCCUUUUUAUGUUCUUUCUCUGCUUGAUUUGGAACCUUUUGGUUUGCUUUUUUGAUGUAAUAACAACUUUGUAAGUGUAAUUGUUAAACAGAAACUAAAAAUACAGAGAUAAAUAAUUUUAGUUCACUAAAGGAAACAAACAAAAAAAAUUAUUGUAUCAUAUUUGUCCUAGCAUGUCUGUCAUUUCCUAAACAGAAAAAAAUAUGAGAAAAGAUCACUAUUAUACUUAUUAAAUUCAACAUCCAGUGACACAGAGGCCUUGAUUUUAGUUUGAGGGAACAAAGGUACAUCUUAAACUGCCAUUCUUUACUGGUUAACACGUUUUUAGAGAUGUAUAAGGGCAGAACCAAAAUACAGUAAUUAAUUUGAGACACUACCAUGUUGUUAUCAUGCAUCUUUUAGAUGAGGUUUAUACAGCGUAAUGAUUCAUUGACUGUACAGCGUCUUGUCCUUUCAUAUGACACCCCUCUAAGAGAGCUUGGCAGUGAGUUCAGGACGGACGUCCUCCGUUUCUUGCUGGACGUCCAGUUUUCUCGAUUGCCGUUUAUUGCCGCUCGGCAGGUGAACUGAAUCCUGCGUGGGCUCCCCCUGUUGUAUUUUCAGAUUCGCGCUCUUGUUCUUCAGCGAGGUCGAGUCACUUCGGUGCCUGAGUGCAGUAUCUAUGGUUGAACAUAAUCAAUUCAUGCUAUUUCGUACUGCUUCGCAUAAUGUACACGUUGUGAUUGCUGAUGUGUCAUGUUUUUUGCAGCACCGUGAACACAAUUUUAUCAUUUCUCAUUUCUUUAAUGGUCAGCAUAAAGCCAUACAUUUCUCAGAGGGAUGAA
Messenger RNA from Sinocyclocheilus rhinocerous, 2484 nucleotides. Its product is annotated as BMP/retinoic acid-inducible neural-specific protein 1-like. Gene Ontology annotation, cellular component: cytoplasm; dendrite; neuronal cell body. The record is from RefSeq and is a predicted model, not a curated record. The coding region runs from base 70 to 1605 and encodes 511 amino acids. NCBI's taxonomy places the organism in Eukaryota, Metazoa, Chordata, Actinopteri, Cypriniformes, Cyprinidae. The transcript has 3 exons. Gene Ontology annotation, biological process: positive regulation of neuron differentiation; cellular response to retinoic acid; negative regulation of mitotic cell cycle.